UCUCAACUCAACUCAACUUUAUUUAUAGAGCACUUUAAAUACAACCAAAGCUGACACAAAGUGCUGUACAUAAUAACAUAAAAACAUACAACAACAAUAAAUAGUUGUUUUAAAAUAUAAUAAAAAGCAAUACAACAAAUACGCUGUCAUGCUGCGUCAAAAGCCAAGGAGUAAAAAUGGGUUCUUAGACGGGUUUUAAAAAUGGACAGCGAGGGGGCUGUUUAAUCAGUCUGUUUAAUAGGCCUGAAAUGAGAUGUAGCUCGCACACACACACACAGGUGCUAGCACGAUGGAGCACUUUAACUUUUAGGGUUUUAUCUUGUUUACUGUCAACUAUUUAUUUGUUGUCAUAGCUAUUUAUUUUGAUGAUACCUAUUGUGUGUCCUGUCAUAUCUGUUGCUGCUGUGACAAUACAAAUUUCCCCUUUGGGGAUCAAUAAAGUUCUAUUCUAUCCUAUUCUUCGAAAAGUGCAUCGGAGUGAGACAACUUUCUCAGUUCCUAUCUUUGAUCGUGUAAAAAAAAAAAAAAAUCUGAAAACGUAACUUUUGCUCAAUGCGCGCGCUCUGGUGUGACAUAAUGGGAGAUACGAGCCUUGAAAAGCUCGAGGCGGCGCGCGCAGUCGGUUAUUCUCAGACCCUGCUCGCGAACAGAGGACAGUUAAGGGGAACAGUUACCUGACGGACACAGGCCUUUUCAUUUAACACACUUUAUAUUUUACACCACUUCGCUUUUGUUUCUGUGAGGUAAUGGGCAGGGUGGCGCUCUGACGGCUUUACUACUUGAUAUUUUUGACAUUUUUGGAAAUAAUGAUGAAGAAGGACAUGAAUUUAAGCAUGGCAGAGGACUCGGACCUCAAACCGCAUCUCCGUGACACCGACGGCAUCCUCAGUUCCCCGGAGCUGGGACUGCUCAAACUGGCGUCCCCGGAGCUGGAGAGACUCAUCAUCCAGUCCAACGGAAUGGUCACCACGACACCCACCAGCACCCAGUUCCUGUACCCAAAGGCGGUGACAGAGGAGCAGGAGUUCGCCGAGGGCUUCGUGAAGGCGCUGGAGGAUCUACACAAGCAGAACCAGCUGAGCGGAGCCGGGCAGACGAACGGAACCCUGGAUCUGGGCUCCAACAUCGCGCCGGUCACCGUCCAGCCGGAUCUACCGGUUUACACGAACUUGAACACUUUCGGCUCUGUGCCUCUGGAAACCACCGUGAACUUCUCCACAGACACGGUGUCUUUCCCUCCGCCUCCUCCGCCGCAGCAGCAUCUGGGGGCAGCCCCGCCACAGCCGGAUCUCUCACGGGUCCAGCCGCCGAAGGAGGAGCCUCAGACGGUCCCUGACGUUCAGAGUUUCGGGGAAAGUCCGCCGCUGUCUCCGAUCGACAUUGACUCACAAGAGCGCAUGAAAGCCGAGAGGAAGAGGCUCAGGAACCGCAUCGCGGCCUCCAAGUGUCGGAUGCGCAAACUUGAGCGGAUUUCCAGGUUGGAGGACAAGGUGAAAACGCUUAAAAACCAUAACACCGAUCUGGCGUCGACGGCGAGUCAACUAAGGGAGCAAGUGGCCCAGCUAAAAGAGAAAGUCCUCACCCAUGUCAACAGCGGCUGCCAGCUGCUGCCACAUGAGGUCCAAGUGCACUAGCGAAGCAAAAAGACAGAUGUUGUACACUGACCAGCGUAUAAGCUUCAUGGACUUUGGUCAAUGUUUCGUUGGGUAGCUUGAGUGGGCCUAGCUGCGCACCGUCCACUAUGGAUGGACGUCAGGCAACCCAAACCGAACCUUACUUUAAUUAUCGUAAAUUUAAAUGGCUUUGAGCAUUUGCGGGAUAUUAACCAUACUUGGUAGAACAAGAUUGAAUAGAAACGGUGCUGACUCUAUGUUGCUUCCAUCGGCGGGUGGAUGAUUAAUAAAAUAGUGCGGUUGUGUUUUUAUUAGUUACAAAGAUUCCAGCAACCGCAAUAUUUUCAGUCUUCUCCGCCUGGUUGAAAGCAAGAAUCACUAUUCACCAUUACUGGAUUUUUAAAUUGAUAAGUGUCCAGUAAGUCAAUCAGAAUUAUGCCGAAUUUAAGAGUGUUUGUCCCCAUUGUGUUUGAUGUAUGAAAUCCUGUUCUACCUCGUAUGUUGGCUGACUUGUGACCAAGGCAGUUAUAUUUUGGAUUUUUUAAGACGUAAUCUGGUGACAACUUCCCUGGUGAGAAAAGGAGCCAAUUUUUGUGGCUACAUGCUCAACAUAUCUGGAGUUUUCUUGUCUUGUAUAAAUGUUUACAGACUGGCUUUGUCUAUUUACAGUCUCAUGGACCACGUUUGAUAUAUAAGAAAUAAUCUAUAUGAAUGAGUAUUUACCACAUAUUUCUGUAUGGAUCAAUUUGCAUGUUGUUGACAUACUCGAAUGUUGCCCACUGUUGGGUGUCAAAGGGUGCAAUUUACCAGUGUUUAAUAUUCUAAAUCUUUACAAAAACAUAUUUAUGUAUUUUUUACUUGAUUGUGUCCACAUAUGUCAGUGUGUUCUCGUUUUUAUGUGAAGAAGUGUAAUGUUUUUGUUGCACUGACUGUUGCUGUCUCCUCUGGCCUACAGUUAUUUGGCUGUGCACUGCUGUGUUUUGAUCUAAAUGCUGCUCGGCAAUAAACACUGUUUCCUCUAUUUUGGCAACUGUUGAUUUUUUAUGAUCAAAGUCACACACACAAAACACAUAAUAGUAAAGCAAAAUAAACAAUGAUGCCUUAAAUGG
Xyrichtys novacula (pearly razorfish) is the source of this 2722-nucleotide messenger RNA. NCBI's taxonomy places the organism in Eukaryota, Metazoa, Chordata, Actinopteri, Labriformes, Labridae. The record is from the annotation of a GenBank genome assembly.